Messenger RNA from Emiliania huxleyi CCMP1516, 1824 nucleotides. RefSeq lists its product as hypothetical. The coding region runs from base 1 to 1824 and encodes 607 amino acids. The transcript has 3 exons. The record is from RefSeq and is a predicted model, not a curated record. NCBI's taxonomy places the organism in Eukaryota, Haptophyta, Isochrysidales, Noelaerhabdaceae.
AUGCGCGCGGACCACGCUUGCGUGCGACCGCCAGACGGCGGCGAGGGGCGGCCGGCCGCGCCCUCUCGCGGGCUCCUCUCGACGCUGUUGCGCGGCGCCGCGGGUUGGGCCGACGGCACCCCGCACGAAGGCGAUCAGCAUCUCGCCGCGGCGCGGAUUUCGAGGGCGCGAGCUGCAGCCGGUCAGGUGGCCGGGCCGGGCGAGCUGUCGCCAGACGACCCGGACGACGACCUCUUUGGGCAGAUCGACGCGCUGGUGGCGGCGCGUCCCGCGUGCAAGACGUUUGUCGGCCAGAUCGCUGCCACCCCUUGGGCCCGCAAGUUCCUCGUCACCCUGUCCGACCACGAAACGGCGAUGCGCGAGGGCGAGUCGACGCCGCCGCACAAGGCAGCCAUACCCGACGCCCUGCGGCGCGCGCGCGAGGGCUCCGCGGUCACCGCAGCCGAGGUUACGGCCGAUACGAGUGGGACGGCGCUGCUCGCCGGGCCGGGCGCCACGGCCACGCUUGGCCUCAGGGAGCUUCGCCAGGCGGCGGCGGCGGCCGAGGCUCGCGAGGCCGAGGCUCGCGUGUGCCGCCGGCGCACGUCGAGGCCCCGGCUGGGGCUGCGGAUGCACGCCAGGGGCGACGGCGGCGGCGGGGCGAGGCCCAACGCGGCAAGCCCUCCACCGCUCGGCCAAGCGGUAUUGGCACUGCACGUUGGGUCGUUCGGGCAGGUCGGAGGAGGCGGCGGCGGAGGCGACGGCGGCGCGGCGGCGCAGCGGCGGUACACCGUCGGCGUACACCAUCGCAACUGGCUCGCCCUCGCCGACGCCUUCGUCAGCGAGGCAUCCCGGCAGGGCGGCCGCUACAAGACUGGCAGGUGCAAGAACCACAAGUGCUGGCGCGAGGCGAUUCGGUUCGUCGCAGUCAGCCAGGAGGGGGCUGGCGCCUUCCUGAAUGCGAUCCCCAUGCGGGAUGAUAUGAAGAUGGAGACGUGGGCGAUGCGCAUGACAGUUCAGCGCCGCCUCGGCCUCCCGCUCGAUGUUGCCUGCCAGGCGGUGGAGGCGGGCAAGAAGGCGCCAAACGGCAAGCCGCACGAAGAACUCGGCGAUGCCGCAAUGGUCAACCCGCGUGCGAAGCACGCGACACGACACAAAUACCUGCUCAAACGACUCGUCAAGACCCUUCGCUCGGCGUGGGGCAUGCUCAUCGAGAUGGAGCCGACUGCACACCUCAGUUACAGUAACCCAAAACAACCUGACGUGGCGGCGGCGAACAUCGGCAAAGGGCAUGUGCGCCUCGUUGGCGACUUGAAACUGACGAGCUCGCUUGCGUGCAAGGGUGGCGAUCGGCUCGGCUGGAAGGGGGCUUUUGUCGCCUUCGGCAACACCGAGCGGGCGCUGCUCGACUUAGUGUUAGGGCAUGCUGCAUGGCCGCGGCCGGGAGGGGGGGGGGAGGGGGGGAGGGAGGCGGAGGAUGCAGAGGCGGAGGCGGCGGCGGCGGAAGAGGAGGAGGGGGAGAGUGAGGGGGAGGCGGAGGCGGGGGCACCUGUGACGGCCCGCUACGAGAAGGGCGAGUACCGGUUCGCGCGGGAGAAGAAUUGCGACCUGCGUUUGCUCGACUUCGAGACGUUCGGCGGCUUCGGGGACGGCGUCCGCAGAAUUCUUCGGCAGGCGGCGGACCAGCUGAGUAACAAACUUUCGCACGCUCAGCACCUCGAUGAGGUCACAUGGACCACCAAGAACUGGCACGGGCUGCAGAUGCAGCGCUUGUCUGUCGUUCUCCACACCGCCGUGGCGUGGCAGAUACCGAGGCGGUGCCCGGUGCCGAGCGCAGGCUGUUAG